Anolis sagrei ordinatus is the source of this 3979-nucleotide messenger RNA. It is a transcript of the gene ANKEF1, whose product is annotated as ankyrin repeat and EF-hand domain containing 1. Gene Ontology annotation, molecular function: protein binding; calcium ion binding. Lineage: Eukaryota; Metazoa; Chordata; Lepidosauria; Squamata; Anolidae. The record is from RefSeq and is a predicted model, not a curated record.
GCUGCUCCUGCUUCCAUUGUUACGCAGAGUCCUCCCCGGCCUCUCCCUCGCUUCCGUUGCCAUAGAGUCCUGGGCUAACACUGGCCUCCUCCUGGCCCUCCUAGCCCGGCUCCCCCUCCCCUCCAGAGCCAGCCAUGCCGCCUGGGCGAAGGCGCCGCCGGAGCAGAAUCCAUCUUUAUGGGAAGACCCUUUUUUGAUUUGACUGAGAAUGUCUUUGGCUGACAAGAGACUUGAGAACCUCCAGAUCUAUAAAGUUCUACAAUGUGUUCGUCAAAAGGAUACGAAGCAGAUCGAGAAGCUCACUAAACUGGGAUAUCCUGAGCUCAUUAAUUUCACUGAGCCCAUCAAUGGAGACAGUGCCCUUCACUUGGCCUGUGUUGCAAACGACAUUGACAUGUGUAACUUCCUCUUAGAGCUCGGAGCACACCCUGAUGUCCAGGAUAGAAUGGGUCGCACACCAGUGAUGAAAGCUGCUGAGCUUGGCCAUGACUUGGCCUUGGAUGUAUUAGUCCAGGCAGAGGCAGACAUGACAAUUGUUGAUGCAGAAGGAAAAGGCGUGUUGUUCUAUUGCAUUCUGCCUACCAAACGACACAAUCGUUGUGUUCAGAUGGCCUUAGAAUAUGGAGCAGAUGUUAACAACUGCACUAUUGAAGGGAAGCCUGUUUUUGUACAAGCCUGUGAACAAGCACAUGAAAUCAAAGAGAUGUGUAUGCAAUUUCUGGAAAGAGGAGCAAACCCAAAUUCAACAAAUCCAGCAACAGGCCGGACUGCCCUAAUGGAGGCCGCAAGAGAAGGAGUUUUGGAGCUUGUCCGUGGUAUCCUGGAGCGAGGUGGAGAAGUUAAUGUUUUUGAUCAUGAAAGACACCAUGCUGCCCAUUUUGCCGCCAAAGGAGGGUUCUUUGAGAUCCUGAAGAUUAUUUCUGCCUACAAUGGAGAUGUGGGCCUGAUUGCCAUGAAUGGAAACACGCCACUUCACUAUGCUGCUUCUGGAGGUUUUACAGAGUGUUGCAAGUUUAUAGGUCAAAGAGGUUGUGAUCCUAUGUGGCGGAACCUUGAAAAGAAGACACCAAGACAAGUUGCUAAAGAUGCUGGUUUCAAAGCAACAGUAAAGGUGAUCCGUAAAAUUGAGCGUCGCUUUGCCAGAUAUUCUAAACCCAAGCCAGGGGUGAAGAACCCCAACCCACCUUGGGCAGUUCGGCUGCAUGACUGGUCCAUGGAAAAUCAAGCAAGUCUUCGUGAAGCAUUUGAGGCAGUGGACCGAGGUGAUGGGACUGUAAGUAAAGAAGACUUUGUGUCCAUCAUUGAAGAGAGGUGUCCAUUUGUGAAUGUUGAGCAAAUAACAACAAUUGCUCAAGCUCAUGAGAAAACCCGUGCUGGAGGGAUUAAACCCGAAGAAUUUUUCACCGCAAAGCGGUUUUUGCAGAAGGCCUUCCUCCUUUCAUCCUAUGGUCCCAAGAAGAAAAAGGCUAAAAAGCCAAAAGCCAGGAAAGGAAAAUUUGUUAUCCCUAUGCCAAUCUGUGUCAUCCCAGACAGCUCGCGCCCCCGUCGGCCAGAUGGCGGGCCACCAGAGUUCAUGAUUGAAACUUACCAGAAUGUCACUGAUAGCAUCCGGUUCAAUCGUGAUCACCCCCCUGAUCAUCCCAUCCAAGAUGAUUCUUGGUGGUACAUUGAUGAACCAUUAAAGAACUUUUCCAACAUCAACUACCUCACAAAAGAUGGAGACCUCUCAUCACUGAAAAAAGCCUUUGAGUCAGGUGUGCCGGUAGAUGUGAGAGACCAUUUUUACAAAACUCCCUUGAUGGCUGCCUGUGCAAGUGGCAAUUUGGAGGCAGUGCAGUUCCUUAUCGAGAAAGGGGCAAAUGUGAAUGCAACAGAUAAUUUCAUGUGGACUCCUCUCCACCAUGCCUGCCACGCUGGUCAGCAAGAUAUUGCUGAACUCCUUGUUAAAUGUGGAGCAACCAUAGAUGGUGUUUCAAUCAAUGAUGGAACACCAUUAAUGAGGGGAAUUGAGAGUUGCCGAUUGGACACUGUGAAGUAUUUGGUCGACUCAGGUGCUAAAGUUCAGAUGCAGAACAGAAGAGGACAAAAUGCCCUGGAUAUUUCAAAGGCUUACGCUGACAAUCGGCUGAUCCACUUCAUUCAAGACACAAUGGACCGCUUGCCCAAGCCACCAGAUGGCAAAGGGGGGGAUAAGAAGAAGGGAAAGAAAGCCAAGCCAAAAGCACCUGCUCCAGCUCCAGCUCCGGCCCCUGCGCCCACCCCUGCACCCACCCCUGCAACUGCACCUACACCAGCUUCUCCCAAACCAAAGCCUGCAUCAAAAGAAUCAGUGAAAGAAGAGAUUUCACAGUUACCUGAACCAAUUGUUGAGAAAUCGCUCUUUGAUGACAAAAAGGAAUCAAUCAGGGAUAAUGUCGUCCAUCUGAAUUCAUUGAUUACUAAAGGAGCUACAAGGAAGGUCAACAUAACUUUCACACCACAGAGAAUUUGGAGUCCAGAGGCAACCACUCAAGAUCUUCUCCGAAAGAGAGAGUUACGUCGACAACGUUUUACCUAUGAGGUGGAUUUUGAGGACUUCAUGAUGCCGUUUAAGAGGAAUUUUAUGGAGAAAGUCCGAGCACUGGACCAAUUAGCUGCCUUGCAUUAAUCACUGUGCAAUUUCGGCAUGGACUUUCAGGAAGGAAAAGAACCCAAGUUUCAGAAGAAAUGUCUUUGAGAGGCCAUAAUCAUGUUCCCCUUAAUGAUGAUAAAAGUUUUCCUUCAUUCUUCAGUUGCAUUACUUCAGCAUAGGUACCUUUGAUCAUGGGAGCAUGUUCUUUUAUGUUUGGCAUCAGAUCUAUAUAGCUUCCUUUCAGCAGCAAAGUUAACUUAUGUUGCACGAUAUUUGCAAAGUAGGUGCCCUACUAUGUGGCAGUUGACAUAUUGUAACCCUUUCCAAUUCUAAUAGAUCUUUUACUCCAUAAUCGUUGCUUAGGAAACAAAACUCUAUCACAUUACAGAAACUUGAAGCCAAUUAUUUCCAGGUGCUAUAAAUGUCCAUUGCACUCAGUAAUGUGACUGAUUCCGAAAUCUAGAGAUCUGUCAAAGUGCAUAAAAAUUUCCCUUAAGAAAAUUGUCCUGGUGCUCAUGAUGACACAGAGGUAUUUUGUUAUGCGUGUAUAGUGUAAAAAAAAAAAAAAGCUUGGCUUAAACGUAAUUGCAAAUGUAAUGAAGAGAAGUGUGGGCUUCUAAGGCCUCUACCACAAAUCCCAUAUUAUCUGGUUUGAAUUGGAAUAUAUGGCAGUGUGGACUCAGCCUAGUUCAAAGCAGAUAUUGUGGGAUUUUCUGCCUUGAUAUUUUAGGUUAUAUGACUAUGUGGAAGGGCUCUUACUUUGAGCGCUGAUUCUAUUCCUCCAUCCAGAUAUUUCUUUAAUAGGGAUACAGCAGAGAACCUUGAUUAAUACAAGGAUAUAAUAUCUGAUUCUGAAAUGUUCUUAUUUAAUGUCUUUACAAAUCUCAAGCUAUUAGGAGAGUAUCAGAACUCAGAAAUAUUUGGAUCUACAAAUACUGGGAUUCCUUAGUGAAAGUGGCUAUGCAGAGUGGAAAUUCUUGGUACUGUGGCCACCAAAAGUAACAUCCCAACUCUAGCUAAUGCUACGUUUUCUAUAUAAAUAAAUACUCAUCAUAUUGGCCUUUACUUAUUCCAGCCUUUAUUCACCUAGGUGAAAACUGAGUUUGUUUCACCCAUGUUCCACUACUUUCUGCUUUAAUUUUUCAUUGUUUUAUUGUGUAUAUAAGAAAUAUACACAAUAAAACUGCUUCUUUUGACUUUUGAGAUUGUUGCUACUCAGGGCAUGUCCAGACAGUACCUUUAUCCCAAGAGCUUCUGCAGCAAACAGGAGGGUGGCCAGAUGCCGUUCCCUAUAAACGUGGAAGCAAUUGCUACAAAAGGCAAAAACUGUGAGAUUUCCAGGUUCGGGAAUAUCACAGUUUUGAGCCA